This is a messenger RNA of Galeopterus variegatus (Sunda flying lemur), 777 nucleotides long. It is a transcript of the gene C2CD4C, whose product is annotated as C2 calcium-dependent domain containing 4C. NCBI's taxonomy places the organism in Eukaryota, Metazoa, Chordata, Mammalia, Dermoptera, Cynocephalidae. The transcript has a single exon. The annotation marks the transcript as partial. The record is from RefSeq and is a predicted model, not a curated record.
GGGGAAAACGGCGCGGCCCGAGGUGUGGGGGCCGAGGUGGGGGACAAGGCCGCCAAGGGGCCCUUGUACAGCAACGUGCUGACACCCGACAAGAUCCCCGACUUCUUCAUCCCCCCCAAGCUGCCCGCGGGCCCCGCAGAGGCCGAGGCGCAGGCCGAGCUGGGCCCGUCCCCGUCGGAACAGAACCUGGCCUCGGCCGCAGCCCGCCGGGGUCCCCGGAGCCCCCGGCUGCCCACCAGGCUGGCGGCCGAGAGCAAGAGCCUGCUGAAGGCCGCCACCCGGCACGUGAUCCAGGUCGAGAGCGCCGAGGACUGGCCGUCCGAAGAGGCCACCAACGCAGACCCGCAGGCCCAGGGCGCCAUGUCCCUGCCCUCGGUGCCCAAGGCCCACACGUCCUACGGCUUCGCCACGCUGGCCGAGAGCCCCCACACGCGACGCAAGGAGUCCCUGUUCCACAGUGAGCACGGGGCCCUGGCCCAGGUGGGCUCCCCGGGGGCCCUGCGCCGCCGGGCAGGUGACAGGGCCAAUGGGGGCGACGGGGGGGCCCGGGAAGCUGGCGGGGCCCUCAUGAGCCCCGGCCGCUGCUUCAGCGGGGGGGAGAGCGACACGGGCUCCUCGGCCGAGUCCUCCCCGUUCGGGUCCCCACUGCUGUCCCGCUCGGUGUCCCUGCUCAAAGGCUUCGCCCUGGACGGCCAGGCCAAGGUGAACCAGCUCAAGCACUCGGUGGGCCGCCACGGAUCCCUGUCGGCCGACGACAGCACCCCAGACACCAGCCCC